AUGAAGGCAUCCAAUCCACGAAAAGAACCUCCAUUACUAAUCCAAGGGACGGGUUUUCGAGACCAGAAAGCUCAAACGGCGAAACGACCAACAACAACAUCUAUGAGAAGAUGCGGGAGUAUUGGGAAUCUACCUAAAGCUACAAUUCCACCUCAGCCAAACUCAAAAGCUCAAGGUGACUGCCUAUGUGCUUCAUCCAAACAAACAACCGUUAUAUCACAAGACCUUCUACGGGAACAGUAUACAAGAAGUUUGGAGCAACAAAUUCAAUUAUUAGAAAUUGAAAAUAAUUAUUUAAAAAGUGAUGGAAAUAGGAAUAGCUCACAAGGUCAACAGAAAGUGGUGAACAUCAUGAGUCGUGGAAAUGAAUUAUCUAUGAAUGGUAAAGAUUGGUGCAGAUUACCUUCUUUCCACCCUCCUCUUGAUAAAGUACUUGGAGAUAGGAUUAACCAAGCUGUGAAUACUGGUGGAUCAUUCAAACUCAAUAAGGAACAAUCUUUUGAUACCUCAUAUUCUAAUUUACCGAUACGCGAUUUGAAUCAAAGCCGACUUUUAACUUCCGAAAGGAAUGUUAUUAGCCAUUCACCUGAUGGACAUGUUUCAUUCAGAACUGUAAAACCUAUUAGUCCGGAUAUUCAAUUAUUGAAUGAAUUAGAGGAUAAAACUAGAGAAGUAGAAGAUUUGAAAGAUCAAGUCGUUGGGCAUAGAGAAGCAUUGAGGAAGAGAGAGGAGCGAAUAAAUCAACUGGCAGUCCGGCUUCGCGAAGCCGAAUCUGAUUUGAGCAGUAGAUCUGAAGCCGAUACGAGAGACAAGAGAGCCCUAAUGGAAGAAGCAUUAGAGCUGCAGAGACGUUUGGAUGACUUGACUCCUGUUUUGGCAGAAAAAGAAACUAGAAUAUCCAAGCUUGAAGAUGAAAAAGAGGCUCUGGUUCUGAAAACGAGGACAAUAACAGCGGAAGUAUCAGACUUGAAGCUGAAAUUGACAGAAAGAAAAAGAGAAGAAGAAUUAUUGAAAGAUAGGGAGAGUACGUCUAAAUCGGAACAAAAACGACUAAAAGAGAAAAUCGAGGAAUACUUAAUCGAAAUUGAAGAAAGAAAAAGACGUGAAGACGACUUAUUGGAUGAGUUGAGUGAUUUCAAACGUAAAACAAAAGAGGUCCAUAUGCAUCAUCAGAACGAUAGGCACCACAUAGAUCAAUUAACAAAUGAAAAUACAAAACUGAUAAGUGAGAACUCUCGGCUUACAACCGAACUGGCUAAAUGCGAAUACAACAUCGAGAAAAUGAGACAAGAAACUCAUAAGACGUCUCAAAGAACAUUCAAUGAAGAAGAGUUAGUGGAACUUCGAUUAACUGUUAAAGCUCAUUUGACUCAAAUAAAUAUCUUAGAGGAACGCUUGAAAGCAGCGCAGGCUAGAAACGAUAUUUUGGAAAAGGAGAUAGACUCAAGGUCUUCUUCAGAUGUUGACGUAAGAAAUGAACGCUCAAGAAUACAGAAAGAGUUAGAAGCAUUACAAGCUUUGUCCAGAUCACUAUCAACAGAGAACAAAACAUUGAGAGAAGAAAAAAUGACACUCACGGAAAAAGUGGAAACCUUGAAGAGCAAGAUUACAAGCAGAGAAUUACAAAUCAGGAGCUUGGAAGAUGAUCUAACUGAGAAAGAUAAGCAACACGAAGAAAAUCUUCAAAAGUUAGAAAAAGAAUCGCUUACUCAAGGUCAAAGAGCCAUGGAGCUGGAGGAUCUUUCACGACGAGUGCGCGAACUAUCAGAAUCAUUUACUUCGGAAACCAGAAAACCCCGUCCACGUACAUCAAUCCAUACGAUUUCAGAAGAGAAAGAAACUUAUAAGUGCUCUAUGACUUCAUGA
This is a messenger RNA of Auanema sp. JU1783, 1866 nucleotides long. The record is from the annotation of a GenBank genome assembly. Lineage: Eukaryota; Metazoa; Nematoda; Chromadorea; Rhabditida; Rhabditidae.